AUGAAAGCACUUUUAUUGAAGCUUAAUUAUGGUCUCGGAGACCUCUCCUAUAUGGAGUUGGAGAGGCACGAAGCAGUGGGUGGUGGUGGCACAUGUAACCGGCGAGAUAUGCGGUCACAGAAAAAAGCCGUGUUCUACACCAAAUUGUUCAAUGAAGACCACGAAUUUCAGUCGAAGGGUCGGCUGAAUUGUAUUCCCUUGCAUGUCCACAAAUUUGAUGGUCGGACGAAACUGGCAGGAUGUUCUUUGAAGCAACGUCGCUUGCGGAAGAUAUGCUCCAUUGGAGAAGAUCUCGAGCGUGAUUUCCUGUUGGAUAUAAGUGGAACCCUUACCUCUGACAAGCUAUUAGAUCUGCAGAUCAACGGCAAAUCCGUUUAUGACCAGGAUUCAACCGAGUUCAAGCUGAAGCAUGGAGAUAUCAUCGAGGGCUUCUAUUUUGUCUCACCGUUUUUCAGGGUUAUGUUUAUCUUGGCUGAUGGGAGCCCAGCGGAAGGGCUGCAGACUUCGCCGCUGCUGUCUCUUCCUCAUUUAAUCUUCAAUCACAUUUUAUCGUUUCUGACUCCCUUGGAAACGAUGAAUAAUGUCGUCCCGGUCUGUCGGACGUUUUUCGAGAUGAUGAGAAGUGGAGACGUUUGGACUAAUCUGGAGUUCAGUUCGGAUUUUGGCCAAACGUCCGUUCCAUAUAACUAUAUGGAAGACUUCAGAAAAGUUCUGGCAGGGCGUGCCCGGAAGUUUGUGGUGAACUUCACAGUCCAAAGUUUUCACGAACCUAUGGCGGUUGGAAUUAUGCGUCCACUAUUAUCCGAACCGGCGGAAUGGAAGAAUUUGAAGUGGCUGGAAAUUCAUUCCAUGGAUUGUGACGAUCCUUUCUGGGUUGAUUUUCUGCAAAACGAGAAAUUAUCGUCUCAGUUCGAGUCUCUCGUGAUUCCAUGCGGUCGAAUGUUUGCAUGGCAGGCGGGCAUCAUGGGAAGUGGAUUCAAUGCAUCCAGCCAGGGAGAAAUCAUUUUCCCAAAUUGUCUAGAAGUCGCCCUUCUGGAUGUCUUUCCUGGAAAUUUGAUGAAGAUCCGACCGAAUCUCAGUUUGGUUUUUCCCAGACUGAAAAGAUUGCAUUUCAUUGAUCCUUCGGAAUUCGGCGUCGUGACCAGGCAUCGAUGGGGGAUCGAUGAUGAUUCAAGUUCUGCUGACUUCCAAAGGUUCCUAGAUAUCCUUGGAUCUGGGGUUCUCGUAACCCUUCACGCCAGGGAAUUGCCAGUGACGUGGAAUGAGGAGGAUUGGGUCCUAGCUCAAGGAAAAGGCACUUUCACAAGUCUUGAGUCCCUCAGCUUGCCUGAAAAUCCACUGGAGGAAAUGUCAGACCUUGUGCAGAUGAAUAUUCUUUUCCCAAAGCUUAAAACACUCUGGUUGACCCACGUGAAAACAAUCAGAUCCGUGAACCAUUUGCUCGAGAUGCCAUCAUUGGAGAAGUUGUGGCUCGAGUUCAACGCAUUGGCUGUACCUGAAAUGGAACCAGAGCUACUUCGAGUCUUUGAUGCAAGUCCCGAGAAAUGGCUCGCGAAUCUCAAGUUCAUCUCAGCUGAUCUUUGGGAGACACACGUACCGUAUUCCAAGAUGAGCAACUUGGAAUGUGUCGCACUCCUUUUCUACCACAAAGAAAUCGUUACGAGGCCUCUGGAGACGGUGUAUGAAGAGCUGAACAGUUGUCCCAAGCUCAAAGGAUUGAUUCUACGCGUGCAUGACGAUCUUCAUUGUGAAGCCAUCAAGAAACUGUCUCAACCAUUGGAGUUUGCUGCAGUGUCAGGGAUCAAAUCUAUGGUGGUAUCAGCGCUGAAAUGUCUCUCUCAGAGUCAAACCCGUCUUGAGGAAGUGUGGAUUCGGGUGCUUGAUGCUGACAAGACGACGCUAGAUACGGAGAUCACGAUGAAAAAGGACAUGGAAGAAAUCCUAGAACUGUUGCUGACAUUCAAACGCCUGAAGAACGUAGUGUUCAUUCGCCGAAAAUGUUACGAAGAGAGAGAGUUGGAAUUUGAGGGAUUAGAGAACAAAACUGCGGAGUUUGGGGAGAUGCUGAAAACGCGUGUGCCUCAGGAAAGUUGCUUGAAACAAGCAACAUUACUUCUUGACGUGGCACACGACAAGGAAUCUUACACGUACAGUGUGGAGUUGCAGAGAGAGAAAGAAUUCUCCUCUGUAGCCAUUUCCAAGUUCUUCCCUGAAUGGUUGAAGUACAUUUGGAAGGACAGAAAGAAUUGCUCGUUCUCUGCGAUCGGGUUGCUUGCAGCUGUUUUCCCGUGGUAUUAAUUGAGAAAGAUUCUUUUUGACUCCAUGCUGGCCUCUUUUGUAUGUUGUACACUAUAUAGCUGACUUGGCACGACGUCAGUAUACAAGUGUAUUGAUCGAUUCAUUAAUUUUUUUCUGAAAUUCCCUGGAGAAUUACGUCUGCUUGAGAUUCUUACGAGAAAUUGAGGCAUUUUGUUUUGUACAGCAUUAGUUAUUAUUUUUUUCUAUUUUGGCUAAUGCAGUUACAAUAAUUCGACUAUUGACAAAUCGUGCUGGU
Notodromas monacha is the source of this 2554-nucleotide messenger RNA. NCBI's taxonomy places the organism in Eukaryota, Metazoa, Arthropoda, Ostracoda, Podocopida, Cyprididae. The record is from the annotation of a GenBank genome assembly.